AAUGACGGAUCGACUGAAAGGAAAACUAGCGGAUUUGGACGAUUAUUGGUGUCUAAUUUUUGAUCAAAAUAUAAAUAUUUUAUUAAAAUUAAAUAGUUUUUUGUGUUUUUCAAUUUUUAUUUUUCAGCAUUUCUUCGAAUCUAUCAACCCUCUCAAUGGCUUUAAAGACAAAGACGAUUUUGAGGAAUACCUGUACAAUAGGUCUAGCAAAAUUGAACCAAAAAAUGGAGAAAUACCUAAUCCGAAGCCCAAACAUUCACUUGAGGCUUUGAAGUCGCCAGGAGUUCGACAACAACAAAAAACUCCAACCAGCGCAAAUGCACCUAGCGCUACACCAACCCAGCUUCGAGCAUCAAAAAGCUCUACCAAAUCUUCUGUUUCAUCACCACGAUCUCCAAACCAACCUGGAACAACGGAUAGCGGUAGUGGCAAUUUACUCUCACCAUCACAUAUGAAUGUCCCGUUUUGGAGCAGCCCACCUUCCGGUUCUUCGACUAAUUCCCCAGCUUCUUUAAUGACUACAGAAGAUCAAAACUUUGCUGUUGUUGAUAUAAAUCCUGGCCAGUUCCCUCGUUGGUUAGCUGAUACAACUAGCAGUGGACGUGUCAAUCCAGCAUUCAUUUCCGAAUAUGUACCAAGUGCUGCAGCAGCCGCAAUGUUGCCUUCAGCCCUCUCACACAGCUCCAACGAAUCACCGCCACUUUCAUCAUCUCCAGGCGUUAAUUCCUCCACCUAUCCUCAUAGUAGGAGAAAGCCGCCUGUCCCUCUAUGUAUAGGUGAAUCUCAUUUUACCUUUCCACCACCGCUUCCACAACAACAACACCCUCAAUUUGGAGGAACUUUUCGUAAACCUCCAGCACCACCUCCACAACACCAUCAAAAUAUUCAACAUCAUCAAUCAAGUGAAGAACCAAGUCCAUCUUUUCUUUCGCCAACAUCUGCUUUUCCUUUGGCAAAGCCGCCAUCUGCUCGGAAGAAGUUGCCUUCAGAAGGUUCUCAAGGUGAAGUUGGCGAUGAAAAAUCUUCGGUGGAUUCUCCAGUUGAACUUCCUCCAAAAUUGCCUCCUCGUUUAAAUUUAUUAACUAAAGAAGCAUCAACAGAGGCAACAGCUCCCCCAAGGCCUCCUAAAAAACUUGCAGCAUUAAAUUCAGGCAAAAGUCCAACAUGUGAAAACCAACAAAAUUUAUCAAUUUCAUCAACAACAGCUUCACCAUUUGAUUCUGAAGCAAUAGCUCCACCAUUGCCUCCAAAACCAAAAGGAAUGAAAAAGUGA
Messenger RNA from Meloidogyne enterolobii, 1273 nucleotides. The record is from the annotation of a GenBank genome assembly. NCBI's taxonomy places the organism in Eukaryota, Metazoa, Nematoda, Chromadorea, Rhabditida, Meloidogynidae.